AUGAUUAGGAAGUUUGAGUACCAUAUAGUAUCACAUAUUUUAUUUGGUCUUCAUGUGAAAUUAUUUAUGAAUAAAAUAUUUUCUAAAAAAUGGAUUUGGGAUUUUUUUCAUUUCUAUUUUUGUAUGGUUAUAAUUUAUUUAACAAUACUAAUUAUAUAUGCAACUAGAGUUCAUUAUAAUUUAAAAAAAUUGGAUUUGAAAUAUUUCCCAGUAGAGAGUAUUUCAUCAUGUAAAAAUUAUGUAAAUAGAAAGAAUAUCCAUCCAUUUGCAGCUUUUGAACGUAAUGACCUAAUUCAUAUGAAAUAUAUAAACCUACUUUAUGGAGUUAUUUUUGUGGCAACAUGGAAACUAUUAGCAGCAUUCAUUUUGUCUGUAACUAAUUUAUCCUUUUGUGGUACAUAA
This is a messenger RNA of Plasmodium gallinaceum, 402 nucleotides long. Its product is annotated as phospholipid or glycerol acyltransferase, putative, fragment. The record is from RefSeq and is a predicted model, not a curated record. NCBI's taxonomy places the organism in Eukaryota, Apicomplexa, Aconoidasida, Haemosporida, Plasmodiidae. The transcript has 2 exons. Bases 1 to 402 code for a protein of 133 amino acids.